Xenia sp. Carnegie-2017 is the source of this 876-nucleotide messenger RNA. Its product is annotated as midasin-like. The transcript is spliced from 6 exons. The record is from RefSeq and is a predicted model, not a curated record. Lineage: Eukaryota; Metazoa; Cnidaria; Anthozoa; Malacalcyonacea; Xeniidae. Bases 88 to 768 code for a protein of 226 amino acids. Gene Ontology annotation, cellular component: preribosome, large subunit precursor. Gene Ontology annotation, biological process: ribosomal large subunit assembly; rRNA processing.
AAAACAAGAACUUUCAAAUGGCAGCGCGAUGAAUACAAUCGAGAAGAAGACGAUAUUGGUGUUUUAGACCUAACACAGUUCUGUAAUAUGCAUCAGUUCAUAUUAUGUUGUGCUCCCAAUGUAUGCGAUGUGUUUUCAACCUUUAAUAACAAAGAUUAUCUAAAGGUGGAUGAAGAAAGAGAUGCGUUUGAAAUCGUGUUUCACCGUUAUAACAUUUCUUCUGAAGUGGUCGCACUUGCUGAUUUAUCCGAUGUUGAUUUACAGGACGAUAGUUCUCCCAGCCAUCUCAUUAUGAGCUCGAUGUUGAUGAGAUAUUUGUCUAGCCAUGAAGAAGGAGCUAAAAUUAAGCAUCAGUUCAUGAGUUCUUUGUUCGAGAAAAGAGGUGAAGAAUACGAUAUUUACCACGACAGCAAUUUAAAGGAAACUGUAAAAGUUGUACCGAUACUUCUACGCUUUAAGACGAGAUUAGAGCAACUGCUUGUUGAAUGGCCGGAGCAUCCAACGCUCGCUCAGGUAAAGAAGAGACUCGAGAUCGAAGCAAAUCCUGUGAAAUAUUAUAUUGGUUUUUCAACUUUAUCGAUUCUUAUUUUACAGUUGUGUCGAACCAUCGAGCGUAUUCUUUCAUUUUCUGUAACAAGUCCUGUAAUGAAAAUUCUUAAUGGUUUAGAAAUCUUGUUAAAGUAUUCACAGGAGUGGGAAUGUAAUGCCAGUCGCCAUGUUUCCAUAAGAAUCAAUCUGAAUGAAGUCACCCAAAUGAUUAUCCAAUAGAGAAAGUUAGAGUUAAGGUGCUGGUCUUCUUUGUUGCGAGUUUGUGAAGUGAACGUGAGCGAUAGAGCCAAUCAUUGGUGGUUUCAUCUUCAUCACGUGAUCCAGGAA